Molecule: messenger RNA, 623 nt
Organism: Diachasma alloeum
Lineage: Eukaryota; Metazoa; Arthropoda; Insecta; Hymenoptera; Braconidae
Gene: SmE
Product: probable small nuclear ribonucleoprotein E
Exons: 1
Coding region: 92-376 (94 amino acids)
Biological process (GO): mRNA splicing, via spliceosome; spliceosomal snRNP assembly
Cellular component (GO): U2 snRNP; U5 snRNP; U4 snRNP
Molecular function (GO): RNA binding
Source: RefSeq, a predicted model, not a curated record
UCCGGCAUUCCGCCCGAUAAAAAUCAUCAAAACACGCGUCGUGCAAACGCUUCACUUUGAAGGCCCUUGUUCCCCUACAAAACCCCUGAAAAUGUCGUACAAGGGGCCCCAGAAGGUGCAGAAGGUGAUGGUGCAGCCCAUCAACCUCAUCUUCAGGUACCUCCAGAAUCGUUCGAGGGUGCAAGUGUGGUUGUUCGAGAACAUUAACCUCAGAAUCGAGGGACACAUCGUCGGCUUCGACGAGUACAUGAACCUGGUGCUGGACGACGCCGAGGAGUACCACGUGAAGACGAAGGCCAGGAAACAGCUGGGGCGCAUCAUGCUGAAGGGUGACAACAUCACUCUCAUACAGAACACGAAUCCUGGGGCCAACUAGCCAACAUAACCUCCGAGGAUGCUCCGAGUCGAGUCUUGAGACUUCAAAACAAACUUCCAGAGGGGAUUUUUGGGGAGUUGUUCCAGUUUGUCGAGGACACUCUGUUCUGUGCAGUGAUAUAUUUACAAACGAUGAGAAAGACUUUCUGAUAGAUUUAAUUUUCCAUUACUUUUGGAGCAAUGAGGCAUUGAGCUGUACAAUAUUUUGUAAACGAAGGGAUGAGUAAAGUAAGAUUUGGAUAUAUCAA